Molecule: messenger RNA, 3183 nt
Organism: Pezoporus flaviventris
Lineage: Eukaryota; Metazoa; Chordata; Aves; Psittaciformes; Psittacidae
Gene: STXBP4
Product: syntaxin binding protein 4
Exons: 22
Coding region: 584-2779 (731 amino acids)
Biological process (GO): regulation of insulin secretion involved in cellular response to glucose stimulus; insulin receptor signaling pathway
Cellular component (GO): cytoplasmic vesicle
Molecular function (GO): syntaxin binding
Source: RefSeq, a predicted model, not a curated record
AGCAUGCCACAAGUGAAUGCUGUGAUUGAGAAUGUAAAGUAAUAGCAUGUUGGCAUUUGUUUCAUUAAUGCUUUCAGUCUGUCUACUUUGCUGGCUUUCCCUUUUGUGUGUGGAUGUACAUAAUCCAGUCUGCUAGGAAGAUUGCUUUAGAAAGGUCAUGAGUUACUGCUUUUGACCUUGUUUGGAGGGAGUGUCUAAAUGAACUAUUGGAAGCACAUGAGAAAAUAAGUUUGCUUUAAUUACUGCAUUUGCUUUCAGCUGCUGGAUAGAGACUCUAUAAUCACAGCCGUACCAAGUGCAAGGCAAUUUUCUCUCCUUUGCAUUUAUCAGUGUUUAAAAUUGCUAUACAUUUCCAUUUGAAAGAGAGAAAAAGUAAACAUUACCUUGAUAGGUGAAUUAGUCCAUGUGACGCAGAGGGUUUCAGAGCAGAUUAAGUAGGCAGAGACACUCGUCUCGAGCUCUGUCUGUUUGGGGUUUUCUUUAGUAGCAGAAAUUGUCCUGCACGUACCCUGUAUCCGGCUGAAUUGGAAACCUCGGGUGUAUUUUGGUUGCUUUGUCACUGCCUUUGCUGCUGUGCUGAAGAAUGUCUUUGCUCUCACCAGGAGAUGAAGAUGAACCAGAGCGUUUUGAUGGUCUUUCUCUCUUAUACUGGACUAUCAUGGGCCCUCAUGGAAUCAAUCGAGCUGUGCACCGCAUUUCUUUUUCUGACUGUCAAAAUGGAUUAGGAGUUAAAAUUAUUGGAGGUUAUCGGGCACAAACAGCAGAAGAUUAUGGGAUUUUCAUAAAGAGAAUUCUACCUGGAGGAGUUGCUGCUGUAGACAGCCGUUUGCUCACUGGCGACCUGAUUUUGGAUGUCAAUGGAGAAAACUUAAUUGGAGUAACCAAUGAAAGGGCUGUUGACAUCUUGCGAACAGCAUCAGCGUCUAACCACAUGUCUCUGCUGGUUGCUAGAGAUGAAGAAGCAAAGAAGGAAUUUCAUGACCUGAUGGAUAAGUACGGCUCUCACAGUGACAUCAACUCAGCCAGAAGUUCUCCAACCCAACCAUUAUCUGCAAAAUCUAAUGACAGCCCUUCUUCUGGGUCAUCCUCAAGGUCACAGAGCCCUCAGCUGCAUCCGAAGGAUAAUGUCACGACCAGCAGCAGAAAUAAUUAUGGCCCAGCACCAUUCCCAAAGCUUGCAAACGAUAGUGCAUUUCAAAUGAUCUCUGUUUGCAAAGGAACAAGCCUAGGUUUGAAUAUUGUAGGAGGAAUUAACAGAAAUGAAGGACCUUUGGUAUAUAUUCAAGAAGUUAUCCCUGGUGGUGAUUGUCACAAGGAUGGACGAUUGAAGCCAGGAGAUCAACUGGUAUCUAUAAACAAAGAGUCAAUGAUUGGUGUCUCCUAUGAAGAGGCAAAAAGUAUAAUCAACAGAACAAAGAUGAGGUCUGAAAGUUUUUGGGAGAUAGCUUUUAUUAGGCAAAAAAAUAUUCCCAGUUAUUCAGAGAGUCUGCAGCGUCCUUCCAGCCUCUUAACAUCUUCUAUAGCAUAUGGAGACCAACAGGCUGCACUACUUAGUUCUCUUGCAUCUCCUAAUGGGAAGCUUGUUUCCACAUUCAUUCCAAAUGUGAUCCAGACUGGAGUCAUGACAGGAGAGCAGUCUCCAAUUACUUCUCUAGACAGCAAUCCUACUGAUGUGUCUGCCACUGUUACUGCUCCCAGCCAGAAUGAUGAUUAUGAGCUGCAAGGAAGGAACUCCACUGUUCGUCUCAAAGCAGAAAAGCUGGAAAGGGCGUUGAAUUAUCUUGGGAUUCAGCCCACAGAUGAACAGCAGCAAGCCCUCAGGCAGCAACUUCAGAAAGACUCUAAAGGAACAGUGUCUUUUGGAGAUUUCAUUGAAGUUUCAAAGAAUCUGUGCUCUAUGCAAUUGAAUGCAACAGAUGAUGGCCAAAAAUCUCCAACACCUGGAGUCAAUGAAAUUACCAGCUUCCUGGAUUCACAGAUUGUAACCUCUGAUUCUUUGGAAGAUGAUGUGGAAAGACUUAAGAAAGAGAGAAAUGAUGCUUUAAAAGAAAUGAGUAAAUUAAAGGAAAAAUUAUCUGAAUCCAUGAAUUUAGAGAAACAGUUAACAGAGCAGCUACAGAUCGUCAAGCAAGAAGCCAAGGCAGCUGUAGAAGAGACAAGAGCCCUGCGAAGUAGGAUUCAUCUUGCAGAAGCCGCACAAAGGCAGGCUCGGGGAAUGGAAAUGGACUAUGAAGAAGUUAUUCACCUGUUGGAAGCUGAAAUUGUAGAGCUGAAGGCUCAGCUCACAGAUCAUUCUGGCCAAAAUAAAGAUAAUAUCCAAGACUUGAGAAAGAGAGUGACAGUGCUUGACUGCCAGCUGCGGAAAUCGGAAUCGGCUAGGAAGACCUUUGAGGUGGCUACUGAAAAAUUACUCCAGUUUGUGGAGAUCGUGCAUGAAGUACUGUCAGAUAACUCUACUCCCUCAACAGCUUUAAGUGACAGAACGUCAACAUUGUCUGCUAAAGCACUUCUCGCACGGUUGGGAAGGACUGGACCUACUGUCACAACAGCUCUUGCAGCAGAAGCCAGAGACCUUGCCAAGUCUGUCCGUGCCAUUUUGGAACUAGACUGUCUGCCUUACGGAUGGGAGGAAGCUUAUACAGCAGAUGGAAUCAAAUAUUUCAUCAACCACGUGACACAGACAACAUCAUGGAUCCAUCCCGUAACAAGCGCCCUAAGCUUGCUUUGCUCUGAGGAUGACGAUGAAGGAAUAAGAGAGCUUCCCAGGUCCAAGAGCUGAGGACAUCUGUUGACAUUGUUGUAGUUCGUGUAGUUCCAGUACACUAGUGAGAAGAUGCACACUUUCUGCAUACUUUCUAGCCUAAUGUUAAUAGUACUUGAUGAUGUUUCUCCCUUUUAAGUCAGAGGAAGUUCUGCCAUUUUUUAGCUGGGUUUAUUGAUGGGUGCUACAGAAGAUGCAGGCACUGCAGAAGUCUCCCUUCAGUCCUUAAUCUGUUACUGUUCAGUGUCUAGGGACCAGUCUUAUCUUACAGCCCAAUCCAGGCUUUUCAAGACAUCUCUGUUGGCUUAACUCCCCUGACCUGAAGUGUAAUUUUCACAGCUUUGACCAGCAUGAGAGUUAAGAUGGGACCACUGGUUGUAAUUUCACGUGCUGGAUUCCAGCAUGGUUGACUUGAAAGCUGC